CCCCCGCGCCGCGCUCGGCGGCCCGAUGUGGCUGCAGCAGCGGCUGAAGGGGCUGCCGGGGCUGCUGUCGAGCAGCUGGGCCCGCCGCCUGCUCGGCCUGCUCGGCCUCUCGCUGCUGCUCCUGUGGCUCGCGGGCUCCGGGGCGCGGCGGGCGGCGGGCGGCCUGCACCUGCCGCCCUGGCCCCGCGGCGAGCCGGGCGCCGCCGAGCCCUCCGCCUGCCUGGAGGCGGCCACCCGCGGCUGGCGCGGCCUGCGGGAGCGCGGCGAGGCGGUGCCGCUGGGCCCCGGCGUGCCCGCCCUGGUGGCCAACGGCUUCCUGGCGCUGGACGCGGCCGCCAACCGGCUGUGGGUGACGCCCGGGGAGCGGGCGCCCGCCGUGGCGCCGGACUUCGUGCCCUUCGUGCAGCUGCGCCCGCUCGGCGCGCUCCCCGAGGCCGGCGAGGCGGUGCUGCUGCUGCGGGAAGGGCUGCUGCGCCGGGUGCGGUGCCUGCAGCUCGGGCCCUCGGGCCCCGGCCCCGCGGCCGCCGCGCCCGGGCCCGCCUCGGCCUCCGGCCUGGCGCCGGGGCCCGGCCGCGACUGCGUGCUGCUGCAGGAGGACUUCCUGGCGCACCGGGGCCGACCCCACGUCUACCUGCAGCGGAUCCAGCUCAACAAUCCCACCGAGCGCGUGGCCGCGCUGCAGACGGUGGGGCCCACUGUCGGCCCGGCCCCCAGAGCCUUCACCAGUACGCUGGAGAAGGUGGGAGACCAUCAGUUCCUCCUCUACUCGGGCCGCUCCCCGCCUUUUCCCACGGGGCUGGUGCACCUGGUGGUGGUGGCCGCCAAGAAGCUGGUGAACCGGCUCCAAGUGGCGCCCAAGACGCAGCUGGACGAGACAGUGCUGUGGGUGGUGCAUGUUUCAGGCCCCAUUAACCCCCAGGUGCUCAAAAGCAAAGCAGCCAAGGAGCUCAAGGUGCUCCAGGAUUUGGCACGAAAGGAAAUGCUGGAGCUCUUGGAGAUGCCAGCGGCCGAGCUGCUUCAGGACCACCAGCGCCUCUGGGCUCAGCUCUUCAGCCCAGGUGUGGAAAUGAAGAAGAUCACGGAUGCCCACACGCCGUCAGGCCUGACCGUGAACCUGACGCUGUACUACAUGCUCUCCUGCUCGCCAGCCCCACUGCUCAGCCCCAGCCUGAGCCACAGGGAGCGCGACCAGAUGGAGUCGACGCUGAACUACGAAGACCACUGCUUCAGUGGCCACGCCACCAUGCACGCCGAGAACCUCUGGCCCGGCCGGCUGGCCUCCGUCCCGCAGAUCCUGCAGCUCUCCGACCUGUGGAAGCUGACCCUGCAGAAGCGCGGCUGCAAGGGGCUGGUGAGGGUCGGCGCCCCAGGCAUCCUGCAGGGCAUGGUGCUCAGCUUCGGGGGACUGCAGUUCACCGAGAACCACCUCCAGUUCCAGGCCGACCCUGACGUGCUGCACAACAGCUACGCCUUGCACGGCAUCCGCUACAAGAAUGAUCACAUCAACCUGGCCGUGCUCGCGGACCCCGAGGGCAAGCCAUACCUGCACGUGUCCGUGGAGUCGCGCGGCCAGCCCGUCAAGAUCUACGCCUGUGAGGCGGGCUGCCUGGAGGAGCCCGUGGAGCUGACCUCGGUGCCCCAGGGCCACACCUUCCCGGUCAUGGUGACGCAGCCCAUCACGCCGCUGCUCUACAUCUCCACCGACCUCACGCACCUGCAGGACCUGCGCCACACGCUGCACCUCAAGGCCAUCUUGGCCCACGAUGAGCAUAUGGCCCAGCAGGACCCUGGGCUGCCCUUCCUCUUCUGGUUCAGCGUGGCCUCCCUCAUCACCCUCUUCCACCUCUUCCUCUUCAAGCUCAUCUACAACGAGUACUGUGGGCCUGGGGCCAAGCCCCUCUUCAGGAGUAAGGAGGAUCCCAGUGUCUGAGCGCACCAACGGUCCCGCUUUCAGCCCCGUCUGCACAAGACACCCAGCACUGAAAGUCCUGCUGCACGAACAAGGGAUCCUUUGAAAGCACCCACCCUUUUGUGCCUUGUCGGGGACACCAGUGACGCAGAGCGCGUGUGGAUGUUUAGGAGUCGGCAUCGGGGAGCGGGAGGGGAGGGCCAGUGGACUUUUUGUAAAGCUUUCGACUCAAUAAAAUGAACCUAGAUGGAAAAUACUUGAAAUUGAACUCACUCCUUCUGCUUCCCUUCCCUUCUUUCUUCUGUCCCAGGAAAUAGACCCACUUUUGAAGAGAUUUGUCUAGGAAAAAUUGUGUUCUAUUCCUAAUUUAAUGUGUUCUUUCUCGACUGAGUUUUUAAUUUAUUGUUGUUGAGGUUUUGCCGGAUGGCUUUCGCAUCCACUUUAGACUGAACCGUGGAGGUGACUUGGGGCCUUCGCCGCCCUGCCUGGGUGGAGGGCGCGGGUCUCGGGUCAUCCCCGGGUUCCCACAUUGUCUCUUUCUUAUCAUGAGCCUGUGGAGAUCUGUGCUUUUGUACUUCUGGGCUUCCGGGGGCGGUAUUUAACUUUCUAGUGAUUGAUGAUUGUUGGGUUUUGAAAUACCAAAGCUUUUUUGUUCUGUUUUUAAAUAAAUCUCUUUCAAACUUC
This is a messenger RNA of Canis lupus familiaris (dog), 2593 nucleotides long. Its product is annotated as KIAA2013. Lineage: Eukaryota; Metazoa; Chordata; Mammalia; Carnivora; Canidae. The record is from RefSeq and is a predicted model, not a curated record.